AAAAACCUCCACGAACCUCUCAAGUCUUCAACAUCUCCUGAAGCGUUUCUCCAUAUUUCAAUUACUCACACACACUUCAAUCAAUUCCACUUAAUCCGCAAUCAUGGGUCCAGCUAUCGGUAAGUAUUCUCCACGCCGCCACGACGACGAGGCUGUAGCUAACAUUGGCCCUUCAAUAGGAAUCGAUCUGGGUACCACCUACUCUUGUGUCGGUAUCUUCAGAGAUGACCGUAUCGAAAUUAUUGCCAACGACCAAGGAAACCGAACCACACCUUCCUUCGUCGCCUUCACAGAUACUGAGCGUUUGAUCGGAGAUGCCGCAAAGAACCAAGUUGCCAUGAACCCAGUCAACACUGUCUUCGAUGCGAAGCGUCUUAUCGGCCGCAAGUUCGCAGAUCCAGAGGUACAGGCUGAUAUGAAGCACUUCCCUUUCACCGUUCUCGACCGUGCUGGAAAGCCAGUCGUUGAGGUCGAGUUCAAGGGAGAGAAGAAGCAAUUCACACCUGAGGAGAUCUCUUCCAUGAUCUUGGUUAAGAUGAGAGAGACUGCCGAGGCAUACCUCGGAGGAACCGUCAACAACGCCGUCGUUACUGUUCCAGCAUACUUCACAGACUCCCAGCGUCAAGCCACCAAGGAUGCCGGUUUAAUUGCUGGUCUCAACGUUCUCCGAAUCAUCAACGAGCCCACUGCCGCUGCUAUUGCCUACGGUCUUGACAAGAAGGUCGAGGGCGAGCGUAACGUUCUCAUCUUCGAUCUUGGUGGAGGAACUUUCGAUGUUUCUCUCCUGACUAUUGAGGAGGGUAUCUUCGAGGUUAAGUCCACUGCCGGAGACACUCACUUGGGUGGUGAGGACUUCGACAACCGUCUUGUUAACCACUUUGUCCAAGAAUUCAAGAGAAAGCACAAGAAGGAUCUCAGCACAAACGCCCGUGCCCUUCGUCGUCUUCGCACUGCUUGCGAGCGUGCUAAGCGCACCCUCUCUUCCUCCGCACAAACCUCUAUUGAGAUCGACUCUCUCUUCGAGGGUAUUGAUUUCUACACAUCCAUUACUCGUGCCAGAUUUGAGGAGCUCUGCCAGGAUCUCUUCCGCUCUACCACCACCCCAGUCGACCGUGUCCUCGCUGAUGCCAAGAUUGACAAGUCCAAGGUCCACGAGAUCGUGUUGGUCGGAGGAUCUACCCGUAUCCCUCGCAUCCAGAAGUUGAUCACCGACUACUUCAACGGCAAGGAGCCCAACAAGUCCAUCAACCCCGAUGAGGCUGUUGCCUACGGAGCUGCUGUCCAGGCUGCUAUUCUUUCCGGUGAUACCUCGUCCAAGAGCACCAACGAGAUUCUGCUCCUCGAUGUUGCGCCACUUUCCCUUGGUAUUGAGACUGCCGGUGGACAGAUGACCAAGCUUAUCCCAAGAAACACCACCAUCCCAACCAAGAAGUCCGAGGUUUUCUCCACAUUCUCUGACAACCAACCUGGUGUCCUUAUUCAAGUCUUUGAAGGCGAGCGUCAACGCACUAAAGACAACAACCUUUUGGGCAAGUUCGAGCUCACUGGUAUCCCACCUGCGCCUCGUGGUGUCCCACAAAUCGAGGUUACCUUCGAUCUUGAUGCCAACGGAAUCAUGAACGUCUCUGCCCUCGAGAAGGGAACCGGAAAGACCAACAAGAUCGUCAUCACCAACGACAAGGGCCGUCUGUCCAAGGAGGAUAUCGAGCGCAUGUUGUCCGAGGCCGAGAAGUACAAGGCUGAGGACGAGGCCGAGGCUGGACGGAUUAGCGCCAAGAAUGGUCUUGAGUCCUACGCAUACUCUCUGCGCAACACCCUCUCAGAUGCUAAGGUUGAUGAGAAGCUCGAUGCUUCCGAGAAGGAGCAGCUCAAGGCUGAGAUUGACAAGACCGUCGCUUGGUUGGAUGAGUCUCAACAAGCCACCAAGGAGGAGUAUGAGGAGCACCAGAAGGAGCUUGAGGCUGUCGCCAACCCAAUCAUGAUGAAGUUCUACCAAGGUGCUGAUGGCGGAGCUGGAGGUAUGCCAGGUGGUAUGCCAGGUGGACCAGGUGGAUUCCCAGGUGCUGGUGGACCAGGUGGUGCUUCGCACGAUGAUGGACCAACUGUCGAGGAGGUUGACUAGAUUGUUUCUCACGAAUCUCUUUAGUUGUUUUGCAUUUCGGCAUCAUGUCAUGGCAUAAUUGCACAUGGCCAGGUGUCUAGCGGGCCUCUUUUUUACUUAUGGGUAGACUUUGUUGCGGGUUUGCGUUUCCUUUGGCGACAAAUUCACUGGGAAAACCGGUGGACGCUGCAUUGUAAUGCAGAAAAGCACCUCAUUUAGGUAGCACAAAAUGAAAGUCGUAAAAUUCUAAUAACUCUC
Molecule: messenger RNA, 2359 nt
Organism: Cadophora gregata
Lineage: Eukaryota; Fungi; Ascomycota; Leotiomycetes; Helotiales; Ploettnerulaceae
Product: 70-kilodalton heat shock protein, variant 2
Exons: 3
Coding region: 104-2122 (672 amino acids)
Biological process (GO): vesicle-mediated transport; protein refolding; cellular response to unfolded protein
Cellular component (GO): cytoplasm; nucleus; plasma membrane
Molecular function (GO): misfolded protein binding; ATP-dependent protein folding chaperone; heat shock protein binding
Source: RefSeq, a predicted model, not a curated record